Molecule: messenger RNA, 2229 nt
Organism: Mollisia scopiformis
Lineage: Eukaryota; Fungi; Ascomycota; Leotiomycetes; Helotiales; Mollisiaceae
Exons: 2
Coding region: 283-1908 (541 amino acids)
Biological process (GO): regulation of DNA-templated transcription
Molecular function (GO): zinc ion binding; DNA-binding transcription factor activity, RNA polymerase II-specific
Source: RefSeq, a predicted model, not a curated record
GGUAUUCAAGGUGAAAACGUACAUCAGGUACGAAAAUGUUGUUUGAGAAGCCUGUUUAACAUGAAAAGCCAGUUAUUUUCAGAUGAAGAAUUGUAUUCACGAUCAAGAAUCGCGACACAUGCUAUUUCCUCCAUUCCGGCCGGCCUAUAACUCCUUUUCAUCUUAUACGUGCGUAUGAGGGGCAAUAUCAAGUACCGUUUGAACCCUUUCUGUCCCAGUCCAUUAUUUCAAGACUCCUUGGAUCUCAUACCUCUCGGCUGAACCGUAACCGAUCUGACCUCCAUGGCUGAGAGAAGUCCGGAUGACUUACCAAAUGUCAAAGAUGGACUUCAGGCAUCAGGAGACAAAAGGGUCAGGAAGAAAGCUUCUCGACCAAAAGCUCGAACAGGUUGCUUCACUUGUAGAAUCAAAUGCGAUGAGUCUAAGCCAGCUUGCAAGAGAUGCCUCAAGUACGGGACGACUUGUGCUUACCCGCCUCCGGCCGGCCAGAAGGCAUCCCAUCAAGAACCUUUGAGCAUUGCCCCUCUAAAGUCUCAGUCAUCUACCUCGCCUCUUCCAUCAAUCCUCAAAACCCGUUACAAGAACGAGCGAGAGUAUCGAUGCUUCCAACUGUUUCGCGAAAGGACGAUGUUAGACCUUGUUGGGUCCGAUGACUCGAAUGUGUGGAGCAAGACAGUUUUGCAAGCCUGCGAGCAUGAAGACGCAUUUCGGCACGCUGUCAUAGCCAUUGGUGGUCUUGAUCGAGCCCUCGAGAUCUCCCAGGCAAGUGGCAAGCAAUGCCCUGUCGGCCGGACUAGUAUCGACGACGAGUCCCUUGCCAAUCAUUACCAUUUUGCACUUCAACAGUACGACGAUUUCAUAGUCCAAAUGCGCCGACGACUGCCAGAAAGCUCUCACGAUCUUAGAAGAGCUCUGAUAUCGUGUAUGUUGGUCGUUUGCGUCGAACUUUAUCAGGGCAAUCAAUGUGUGGCUCUGACCCAUGCUUCAACUGGUUUGAACAUGAUUAAAAGUACCUUGGGGGAGCUUGGUACAAUGGAGAACUCUUGGGGCAUAGAAACAGAUCUUAUCCGAAUGUUUUUACGGCUGGAUCAAAUAUCUUUGGCUUCUGCUCUUCCAUCUUUGACAAGGACCUAUGUUAAUAUGGAGACACAUUUCCACGGGAUGGUUGACGAUAAUAUUCCUGCGGAGUUCACGUCUUGCAAAGAAGCCCGCUCGUUCUGGAUGGUCACUGUGAGACGUAUAUCCCGUGCAACCAUCGUUCCGCGCACACAAAAGAGUCCAAAUGAUGAGCGUCUCUAUCCAGACGCAAGCGUAGGCUACCUCCGGCAAUGGUCUGGAGCCUUUCAACCACUGCUCAAUGCUUCGAGAGAAGAAAGUGGGAAAACUUUCCGCUCGAAAGCAGCAUUCCUUCAAUUGAGGCACAACACUACGCUUCUCGCCUUGGUAGGAUCACAUUCUGAUUCAGAGCUCGUUUACGACAAUUUCGUAUCUCUGUUUCAAGAGACCCUCUGUCUUGCUCGCGAUGUCCUUGACGAGCCUCAUGGGGGGUUGUCCGGACGGCGACCGAUAUUCACCUUCGAUAUCGGGGUUAUUAGUUCACUAUGGGCUGUUGCAACUAGAUGCAGAGACAGUGACAUGAGAUGGACAGCGGUCUCGUUGCUGCUCCAACACCCGAGACGGGAAGGUGUGUGGGACAGUGCAAUGAUCGCAGCAUUUGCGUCAGUAUUGAUUCGAAUCGAGGAAACCGGCCUAGAGAAUGGAUCUAUCCCCGAAAGCGCACGCAUCCAAGGAGAGUCGUUCUCAUUCGAUCUGGUCCAAAAGAAGGGUCAACUCAUUUACUCCCGUUUGCCUGAAGGAUCGAAACUCGGAUCAAAACGUGCCGUCGAGGCCGUGGAUGUAUCGUGGUAGAUGUACAUCGGAUGUAUCAGCCCAGUAUCAAGAAUUAAAGCCGGUACUCGACAUAGACGCUUCUCUAGAAUCCGAUCAGACCUGCGCAGUUUCGUGGGACUUCAAAGCAUCUUCCGAAAGGGCACUUAGCUGUCUUACUGAACCAACCCCCAUCUCUGAGAUUACGUCCACUCCCAAUGAUCAGCCCUAGUCGAAGAAAAGUGGAAGGCGGGCGUACAAGAAGUGCGUUGUGGGGUGAGCGCGACUCGGAGCUGGAAAUUACCACGGCAUGGCUUUAGUCACCUCGCUGGGUUAUCUAGUCUUGUGAGAAGCAGAUCGAGA